Lethenteron reissneri (Far Eastern brook lamprey) is the source of this 929-nucleotide messenger RNA. RefSeq names its product zinc finger protein 771-like. Gene Ontology annotation, cellular component: nucleus. Gene Ontology annotation, biological process: regulation of gene expression. Lineage: Eukaryota; Metazoa; Chordata; Hyperoartia; Petromyzontiformes; Petromyzontidae. The record is from RefSeq and is a predicted model, not a curated record.
AUGAAGCGCUUCGCGUUCUCGCGCCUCGAGCACCUCCAGCGGCACCAGACGACGCACACGCGCGAGCGUCCGCACGCCUGCCCCGACUGCGGCCGGGCCUUCGCCCACGCCCACCACCUGCGGGGACACCGAGCCACGCACACGGGGGAACGGCCCCACGCCUGCCCUGACUGCGGGAAGUCGUUCGCCCAGCGCGGCAACCUUCGCACGCACCAGCGCGCCGUGCACACGGGCGAGAGGCGGCACGCGUGCGCCGAAUGCGGAAGGGCGUUCGCGCAGCUGGGCAGCCUGCAGAAGCACCGGGCCGUGCACACCGGCGAGCGGGGGCACGCCUGCGGUGCCUGCGGCAAAGCGUUCUCGCGCGCCGAGCACCUGCUGCGACACCGCGCCACGCACACGGGCGAGAGGCCGCACGUUUGCGCGCAGUGCGGGCGGGCGUUCGCUCACGCGCACCACCUGCGAAGGCACCGGCAGGUGCACGCAGAGGAGGCCGCCAAGAAGGAGGCGGUGGUGGUGGCGGCGGCGCUGAACCAUCACGCGAACGGCUGAAGCGUCGCGCUCCCGUGGUCCCCGCGGCAGACUUCAGCGGCUUUCGGAUGCUGCUGCCGCUGCUGCCGUCUGGAACGUUCUGCCCUUCCGGUAUGAGGGAGCCAACCGGGAGCUACGAUGCAGUUUUACACCGCGGUCGUCGUCUAGAUUGACAGACUCGUUUCUUCAGAACUUGCCGCUUGUUGUUGUUGUGCGUUUAGUUCGUUGUCCUUCCACCCCCGCGCAACUCCGAUUAGCCACGGUUGGUGGCUUACGUACGGUGGUGCAAAAGAAGUGCAACACACGCACGCGCACGGAUGCACACGUACACGUGCGCGUGACUACGACGAUCGCGGCCGGCACCGCCUCCGAUGGCCGCAUCGUUUGGUGAAGGUGAAACG